Aspergillus affinis is the source of this 2523-nucleotide messenger RNA. RefSeq lists its product as uncharacterized. Lineage: Eukaryota; Fungi; Ascomycota; Eurotiomycetes; Eurotiales; Aspergillaceae. The transcript has a single exon. The record is from RefSeq and is a predicted model, not a curated record. Bases 1 to 2523 code for a protein of 840 amino acids.
AUGGCUGACUUUCAGGAACCUUCUCCAUCCAGGCGCCCAGCUACGGUUUCUAACGCUUCAUACCUACGAUAUCCUACUCUGCCGCCGUUGAGCGGAUCGGUUGAAGAGUGGUUAUCUCGCUCGCGGCCUACCACUAUCAGCAUGACGUCAACCCCUCUGUCAGAGCAGCCUUCCACCAAAUCGUUGAGCGAAAGCUGGGCCACUUUGAGUGCAUCUGAUAUCCAGUCCGAGGAUGGAGGUCGAUCUGAACCCACUGAUGCUGGCUCUUUAAUCGACCAAGCCGGACCCGAUGAUGUUGCCAGCCUAGAUGAUGAUCAGUACAGCUGCAGCGAAACCGGAAAUGAUGAAAAAUGCUUCGAAGACGAAGACGACGGCUACGACUCCAAGAGCAAUAUCUCCGAUUCGCAGGAACUACCCGCCCUUUUCCCGCAGAUUGGGGGUUCUAUCGAUGACAGCAAUCUCACAGCACAAACCGCAUUUCGUCCACCAGCCGAAUCUAUUGAGUUCGCUGAGCCUGAAGAAUGGCCCGCAGUUGAACGGGUGGAACUGAAACACACAAUCCGCGUCUUUGGGCGUAUGGAAGCUGCGGAGCUGCAGCGACAGCUGCCGUUCAAUCUUGAUGACUGCAUCCUUACGGCUACCGUCCAGCAGACGAUGACCAAGAGAAGCCUCGAUACUGAUAAGCCCUUCCGUGUUCUGUAUGUUGGCAGUCCCGAGUUUCGAAACAUCAUCCUCGACAAAAUCGGUGACGUCCUCGUAUCAAACAUCUGUAGCGGCUUCGAAAGCAGCUCCACGGAAUCUUCUCGGUACCAUGUGGUCCCUACGUCAUAUGGCGUGGGUGCCGUCCCUAAUUUUGCGGAGCUCCUUCCGAUUCACGUUCAGCUCAUCGUCGAUGAAUGUCUUGAAGCUUCCUCAGACACUCACAGUGAUGGUCCUAGUACAAUCGUCUUGAACUUGAAGAAUAGGCCCCCCAGCACAUCAUCGUGGACGGGGAGGGGAUAUUCCAUCUCGUCCCCUUCCGAAUGGACACUACCGGAUGUUGCUAUUAUUUUCGUGUCCAACUCUGACACGCCUGUGACCAGGGAGGCACAGAGACUGGCUCGUAUCGCCAUGGAGAGACACGACACCCCGACUAUGGUCAUUUCCGAGCAGCCACUUUGGAAAAUGACUCAAGAGCCAAUCCCGCUUAACCAUAACAGUCUUCACAUGUGCCUGGAAUCCCGUCAUCAACUGACUGGGAAGAUGACGGUGGUGCGACGGUACCCGAUUGAUCUGAAGACUUUUGAAAGCAUUACUCCCGGCCAGCUGAAUCGAAACCUGGCCUCGUUGGCAAGCAGCUACCCCAAGCAAUCCUGCAAAAACAUCGCCGGAGACCCUCAACCUGCCCAGAGCAAGCUAUUCCUUGAGACAAAGAAGUACGCAAUGCGAUUUUCUCCUCUUGCAUACUUGGGUAACAAGUAUGGCUCGGUGCUGCCAUUGUGCCUUAUGGCUUUGACUCUCCUGUCUGCCAUCAUCACCGGUCUUUCCCCCUCCUAUAUAUUCAACAACCAGGAAAGCACUGGGUUAAGUGUAGUUCCCAACACUAGUAACCCUCCAGUUGACGAUCUGCGCCAAACCUCCCUCUCGAUCAUGUCCUUGACCUCCGCAGAGACCCAAUUUUCAAGGCCACAAUCUCAGGAACAAGGUAGACUAGAUGACCUGAUUGAAGAGGUGGGGCUCUCUCCGAGGCAACUGGAAAGCUCAGAUGGAUUUGAGAUUCAGGUAGUUGGAGACUGCCACUUGGUUAUCAAGCCCCCGCAGAAGACGCCCUCCAGCAAAAAGCAGCCUAAAUUUAGCGUGCAAGUCUUCCGGCGUGAAAAGACCUUGACUUACGAGCUUUCGAAGUUAUUUGACGGCGUUUACACCCUCAAGUUGGAUCGAGGUGAUGCAUACGGGAUAGUGGAUGUCACGAUAACCACGCAUUCGAAGUCUCCCGUCAAUGAGACGAUAUCGGUAGAUCUGGGGACACCCUGGCUGAAGAUUGCAAACUGGAAACGAGCAGCUCAGGUCAUCACCUCCCAGCUAAUGAGGGACUUUAACACCGCGCAUACCGGAUUUUCCGAGGCUUAUGGCCGGCUCUUCACUGAUCUGCAGGUGUUGAUGGGUGACGUGGUGAAAAGAGCACAUGUCUUGCGUCGAGAAGCUGAUGAGCUCCGGCGUGAUUCAUUCGGGGUGUCUUUUGAAACUCGCGACGUGGUUCUCUCCCGGUCAAAGCAGUUGUCGGAAGUCAUCAAACGCAAUGCUGUUCAGCCGUUCUUAGCAGCCUCAUCGGUAUUGCAAGAUCAUACCGUUAAAGUAAACCGAGAAGCAAAAGAGAUGAUGAGCGACACGUGGAAGAAGCUCAGUACUCAUGCUCAUGCUCAUGGUCUUGACAUUUUGGCAUGGAAGGAUCAUGUGCGAAAUGCGAGGAAGUGCAAGGCUUUGGACAAGGCGCAGAAGAAAGCAAAGGGCUUGAUGCAGCGAAAGAGAUUGCCCUCCCGCUGA